Molecule: messenger RNA, 882 nt
Organism: Aureobasidium melanogenum CBS 110374
Lineage: Eukaryota; Fungi; Ascomycota; Dothideomycetes; Dothideales; Saccotheciaceae
Product: ERG25, C-4 methyl sterol oxidase
Exons: 3
Biological process (GO): ergosterol biosynthetic process
Molecular function (GO): C-4 methylsterol oxidase activity; iron ion binding
Source: RefSeq, a predicted model, not a curated record
CUCCCUCACACCUCCGACACAUACUGGAACCAAUUCGAUAAGGUUUCUGAGUACAAUGUCCACCUCAAUUACUUUGAGAAGCUCUGGAUGGCCUGGUAUGCAUACAUCGGCAACGAUGUGCUCGCCACUGGUAUCAUGUCUUUCUUGAUGCACGAACUCGUCUACUUCGGCCGCUCUCUUCCUUGGAUCAUCAUCGACUGCAUUCCCUACUUCAACAAGUACAAGAUUCAGAACCAAAAAAUCCCUACUGCCGCUGAACAAUGGCAAUGCGCCAAGCUCGUUCUGUUGAGCCACUUCACUGUUGAGCUUCCUCAGAUUUGGCUCUUCCACCCUAUGGCUCAGUUCUUCGGCCUCGGCACCAGCGUCCCAUUCCCACCUCUCUACAAGAUGGCCUACCAGAUCGCAGUCUUCUUCGUCCUCGAGGAUGCAUGGCACUACUGGAUGCACCGCGCCUUCCACUGGGGCCCUCUCUACAAGGCUGUCCACAAGAUCCACCAUCAAUACUCUGCCCCCUUCGGUCUUGCUGCCGAAUACGCCUCGCCAAUUGAAGUCAUGAGCUUGGGUUUCGGUACCGUUGGUAUCCCCAUCGUGUGGUGCGCUAUCACCAAGGACCUCCACAUUCUGACCAUGUACAUCUGGAUCGUCCUCCGUCUCUUCCAAGCUAUUGACGCACACUCUGGCUAUGAGUUCCCCUGGUCGCUCCACCACUUCCUUCCCUUCUGGGCUGGCGCUGAGCACCACGACGUUCACCAUGAAAAGUUCAUUGGCAACUACUCGAGCUCUUUCCGCUGGUGGGAUUACUGCUUGGACACCGAGGCUGGCCCUGAGGCCUCCAAGAGAAGAAGAGAGAAGAAGCUCGCAAAGGCCAGAAAGGCCCAGUAA